AUGUGGCCUUUUACUCGCUGCGGCGAGGACGCCUGCGAAGCGCCUCCCCGACCGAUAACCCUCGCCUCCUCCAUCGCCGCCCUCCCUUUCUUCUUCGUAUUCGUCUCCGUCACGAUCCUCGUCGUCCGACACAUUUUCCCUCGCCUUAGCGCCAGCUCCGAAUCCCGCGACGGCGAAGAUCACGUACUGCCCUCGCACGCACCGGCUGCGCUGCGACAGGUACACGCUGAACAUGGGGCAAAGAGUUGGAGGCGGCGCAGCGCGGCCUGGACGUUUGGCGUCACGGUCGGGUUGGCCGCUACGCUGGGCGCGCUGAUAAUGGAUGAGAUUAUCGAAUUGAUCAAUGCGGAUUCGAGGAAUCUGGCGUUGAGGAUUACGGUGCCAAGCCUGUUGUUCAUGCUGGUCGUCCUGGUGCCCUGGUUGGAGGCCCGGUCCAUUGUCUCGAGUGCUGGAUGGAGUUUCCAGAGGACUGCCAAGGGCAGGUUCCCUCGUUUCGCUUGGCUUUUGCAGCUGGCGCUCUUUAUGGGAUGGUUGUUUGCUUUCUGGUCUGUUGGCCAGGCUGUUCCCGAGGGCGCUAUGCGCAAGACUUCGAGUUAUGGAGACAUGAGCUUGGGCGAGAUAUUGACUCGCGGAUGCUUGGAACGCAUUGGAGUUGUCGGCAUCUCGCUCAUGGCUCUUCUGUCGGGUUUCGCUGCCGUUUCUUCACCAUGGCAUACCUUUGUGGAUGUUACAACUCGGCGAAAGCGACCUGUCACCGAGGUUGACGUUGCGAGGAAGCAAGCCGGACUGGAUGCCGCCAACGAGAUGCUCCUCACGAAGCAACACCGACUGCAGUACCUGCAGCGCAAGGCAGCUAACGCUCCAGCUGCGCCACUGGGCAAGGGUAGCGGUCUUGUUGGAAAGGUGAUGGGCUCCUUACGAGGCCCGACCAGCGAAGAGGCAGAGAUGCGCACGCUGCGCCUGGAAAUUGCUGGUUUGGAGACCAUGGAGGCCAACCUUGCUUCAGGUCUCUCCCUGAUCAAGAGCCAUCAUGCAGCGACUGUACGCGCUUCUACGCCCGUGGGACGAGCCCUCCUGAUCCCUUCACAACUCUUCAGCCUGUACUGUCUGUACCGCAUCGGUGCAACUACACUGACUACGAUCCGUCGAGUAUAUUCUCCUACGUCGAGCUUCGCCAACACCGACCCCAUCAACCGCUUCCUCAGUAUUCUCGCCCGUCACUGGGACCCUAAGUUGGACCAGCUUGCUUGGGCGCGUCUCAUCAGCUUUGCUCUGAGCGGCGUGAUCCUCCUUGCCAGCGCCAACAGCGUGGUUCAAACCUUCCACCUGUUCGCCAAGUGGAUGCCUGGCCUGCUCCGUCAAGCACAGGCGAAUCUCGCACUUGUUGUGGGCCAGAUCGCUGCUACAUACGUCAUCUCAUCUGCCCUGUUACUACGCAGCCAGCUACCUUCUGCGUUGGGUUCGGCGGUUGGAAGCGUGCUUAAGGGUGCACUGAGCCCAGCAUUCGUGGAUGGCUGGUUUGAAGGAUGGUUCCUUAUGGGUAGUCUGGUCACAGCUGUCGGUAUCUGGGUCGGGAGGAAGCUUGGAGGUGACGAGGAGUGGGAUGAGUAUGGAAUGGAAGAGAUGGGCUCCAAGGAGAUGGGCGCCAAGAUGUCGUAG
Molecule: messenger RNA, 1659 nt
Organism: Fusarium keratoplasticum
Lineage: Eukaryota; Fungi; Ascomycota; Sordariomycetes; Hypocreales; Nectriaceae
Exons: 1
Coding region: 1-1659 (552 amino acids)
Cellular component (GO): membrane
Source: RefSeq, a predicted model, not a curated record